Molecule: messenger RNA, 2117 nt
Organism: Cherax quadricarinatus
Lineage: Eukaryota; Metazoa; Arthropoda; Malacostraca; Decapoda; Parastacidae
Source: RefSeq, a predicted model, not a curated record
GGGUGAGAGGUUCACCCUUGUGGGAGAUGGUCAACAACUUCAGAGGAGAGGGAUACGAAGAGGAGCUGAUGGUGCUGGAGAAGGCACCCGAGGAACCUGCUGGUGAACUCCCUUCAUUAGUUGUGAAGGUCGAGGAGACGAGUACUGGAAGAGAGAACAUUAAAGUUCAGGAGAAGAUCACCAGUUCUCCUUCCUCUCCGUUGUUGGUUCUUCUCCUGAGUUCUAUGCCUCGUGGGGGCUCGACCCUCCUAACGGAGAUGCUGUCGACGAAAGAGAGGUCUAUUACGUUUUUCGAGCCACUGUGGCCUUUACAGAAGAAAAAGUGUAUAGAGGACGAGCAGUGUGUGACACAGUACCUGGCUGACGUGUUUGCUUGCAACUACAAUCCAGAUUUCGAGAGGUGGUUGAAAACGAAGGAUUUGUUCCUCAGCUACUUCAGUAGCGAUGCUAAAGAAUGCACGCGUAUAACUGACCAAAAAGCUAAAGAGUUAUGUCUCAAGAAACUGAAUUUGCGCGAGAUGUGUUUAUUGUCACCCAUCAGGAUCAUCAAAGUCAUACGCGCGAGGAUGGCGUGGAUGAAAAACUUGUUAUCGAAUAAUUCGCUCGACCUCAAGAUCAUCCACCUUAUCAGGGACCCCCGCGGCUCGCUUUACUCCAUCAGCAAAUUCAAAGAUUGGAAUAAGGAUCCACACGAGAGAUGCUUAGGUCUACAAGAGGACUUGCAAUCGUUUGAUCAGCUUUCUCAAGAAUUUCCAACCAAAUUACUACAGGUUAAAUACGAGAACCUGAGCCUUCACCCUCACAACGUAUCUAAAGACAUUUUACAGUUCCUUUACGGCGAUGGGAAUCUGCCAGAAUAUCUAGUGACUUACAUUUCCACUCAUAUGACCAAUAAUUCGGAAAGUCAUUCUAUGAGUACAACGAAAGAAAGCAAAAAACAAUACGAAGCCUGGCGCUUCAAGAUGCCACAAAAAAUGCUGAAAGCUGUGCAGGAUGAACCCACUUGCCUGUACUCCAUAAAAUACAUGCAACACACACUAUUUAAAGAUCAGAAACAUGCCAGAAAUUCCAGUAUAUCCCUAUUUGUCUCCUGAGCCUGCCGGGGUAAUGUAACUUCUAAGAACUAAAAAAAAUGCCUUCUAUAAUAUAUAUAUAUAUAUAUAUAUAUAUAUAUAAAUAUAUAUAUAUAUAUAUAUAUAUAUAUAUAUAUAUAUAGCAUUUUUUUAAAUUCAGUUUAUUAAAAACUUCAACGAAAUAUUGAGUUUUUAUGUGAAUUUAGAUGUUUUUCCUGUUAUGUGUAUGUAUAGUCGAGCAGCUUCUGUUAAACGCGAUGUGCCUCAGCAGUGCUCAAGUGUUUCUCUGGGAAGUGCAGAGGUCACGCACAGGUCACACUUGUUAACAGUGACGGCCCCACAUGCCAGGGAAUUUUUCGUUGGCUAUCCCUAUUUCCUCUCUAGGCAUUGACCCUCAGUUCACCCACAGUGGUGUGACCCUUAGCCAGGCCACACCUGUCACCACCAGUGGUGUGGCCCUUAACCAAACCACACCUAUCACCACCAGUGAGAUGUUUCUGCGGCACUGUCUCAGUUUACCAAUUUAAACCCAUGAUCUCAUCCGCUAUGAAUCCGAGGAAAAGAUCGGAAGACACGAGAACGACAUUAAUAUCAGAAGUCUCGCAACAGAACAUUGCAACUCCCCUUAAUUAAAGCCAUUGCCCAUCUCGCUACUCAUAUUGCCCAACAGCCAUUUAAAUCCAACAACAGCUAAAUGGAGUCGCCACGUUACCUUGAGCAGAUACUACACUAAUGUGGGAAUAAACAUCUGCACUUACAGUGAUGCCAUCAGUUUCAAGGAAAACCCAGAAGGUCUUCAAAUACUAGCAUAAGAAAUGGCUAAAACAAAACUCAGAAUGUUUCAUUUUUCGUUAAUCGCAGCCAACUGUUUAUGUUAGAUAUUUAGGCUAAGACGCGUACAUUUAGAACUAACAGUUCGUUAUUUAUUGCUUCUUUGGGGCCUAGUUCCUAGGCCUUUUGUGUAUCCAUAUGCUCUCGCGCUACCGUCCACAGGAUGGAUAUGGGGUGCACAAUAAACUAGCCACUUCGGUGGCAAAAUCUAAA